Molecule: messenger RNA, 2542 nt
Organism: Daphnia pulex (common water flea)
Lineage: Eukaryota; Metazoa; Arthropoda; Branchiopoda; Diplostraca; Daphniidae
Exons: 16
Coding region: 165-2483 (772 amino acids)
Source: RefSeq, a predicted model, not a curated record
UUUCGUAAGUUCGUUAACGAUUAGUAGCUAGCAGACAGACAUUGAAGUUUUAUCCGUUUUCCUCACUAGACCAAGACGGCAUUUGAAAAGUGUAAACAAACUGCCAAGGCCUAAAUGGUUUCAAUUUUUUUACGAUAGCUAGAGAAAAAGGUGUUAAAAGGACAAUGGAUGGGACUUGCAUUGCAACUGCCAAUGAACUCCAAUCAGAAAAUAUGGAUGAUGAUGGAAGGCCUAAAAGUACCAGUAGUGAUACAUCCAUCCCACUUGAAGAUGAUACCUUGGCGGACACUGUCAGUAAUAAAAAACCAGUUGUAGUUCCCAGCACAAUGUUUGAAUAUAUUGGACCUGUCACAGGAAAAGACAUGUCUCACUUUAAAUGCUUACUGGGCUGUUUACCUUCAUACAAUACCAACGGUUCUCCGAAGUACAUCUCUUGCUCGAACUACUCAAGAUUCAAUAUUCGCAGGCAUGUGAAGUUAAAGCACAUGGCUAGUCUGAAUCAGUUUGAUAAUGAAACAACAAAUUUACAUGGAUAUGCAACUGAAAAUGAACACCAAUCAGAAUUGGAUGAUGAUGGAAGGCCUAAAAGUACCAGUAGUGAUACAUCCAUCCCACUUGAAGAUGAUACCUUGGGGGACACUGUCAGUAAUAAAAAACCAGUUGUAGUUCCCAGCACAAUGUUUGAAUAUAUUGGGCCUGUCACAGGAACAGACAUGUCCCACUUCAAAUGCUUAAUGGGCUGUUUACCUACAUACAAUACCAACGGUUCUCCGAAGUACAUUUCUUGCUCGAACAACUCUAGAUUCAAUAUUCGCAGGCAUGUGAAGUCAAAGCACGAAGCUAAACUGAAGCAGUUUGAUAAUGAAACCAAAAAUUUGCAUGGAGAACCAACAAAAAAGAGGAGUAAAUCAUCAUCUCAGAAUCUGAAACAGAAUUGUCAAAAGAAUAAUGACAUUUCUAGUAAAACUGUGUCCUGCCAAACAGAAUUUGGUGAUUUAGGAUCUAAUGAUACCACCACCAAUCCACUCAAAGACAAAGAUCACUCUACCAAAUCCAUCGGAUUCAAGAAACCAAUCAAAGUUCCAAGAACAAUGUUUCAGUACAUUGGCCCUGGAAAAGGAACAGAAAUGUCGCUAUUUAAAUGUUUGCUUGGAUGUGUACCAAUGUACAACUCCAAUGGCACAGAAAAAUAUAUUUCUUGUGCCAACAGUUCACGGUUCAAUCUGCGCAGGCACGUCAAGUUCAAACACAAAUCCAAACUGCAUCUGUUCAAUGAAAAGUCCAAGCGGCAGCGUUCUUUGAAAGAAGAUCUCCCAGACAAACAGAGCGAAUCUACACGGUUUCAACUCAGACCAAUUCUCAACCAGCAAGAAAAUCCGCUUCGAGACAAAACAGUCGGGGAAACUCCCCAUAAGUCAUUAAGUAUAACGGAAGAUUCGGCAUCUUCCGCUAAUUCACUUGUUGAAACAGCCAGAGAUAAAAACCUCUCCGUUAUCGAAAGUUCGCCUUUACCUUUUGUUGAUGUCACGGAUUUUCUCCAGAUGACCCUUGAUGUUCGGCCAUCUUCAGCGAGAGGUGGAAAUGUACCUUCUUGUCCUAGUCAACAGGAGGCUGUAGAUCAAAGCGACUCCGCUUUAGAAAACCUAUCGAUCUCAUCGAAUCUUGUACGCCGAAUGUACUCUUCUUCUUCUUCGUCGAAAGAAAAAUCCACCGGGACGAUAGCCAACAAAGAUAGUAGUAUUGUUUCGAGGUUAAGUCGAUCCUUGUCGACACCAGAAAAUGAAAAUACUUUGCAGUCCUGUCAAGAAGCCAAACAGACAGAUUCACCUUCGAGUGUUGAUAUUGACUAUUUGCAUUUUCCUCGUGCAAUAACGGUAGAUCCAGUUUUCCAAGAUGAUAUAGAUGAACCAGACCCAAUAGUGAAUACACCGACAGCACUUUUUCGCCAUUCAUCUAGGUCCUCGCAAGCCAUUACAAAACAAGCUAUAACUACGAAAGAACUUUCAAAAACAGUAGAAGGCAGAAGUAUAAAAGAUGGUGCACAGUUGAACCCUCAUCUAAUAAAACCUUCUGCGCUCCCUCUGAAAGAGUUGAAAUUAUCGCCCAACGAAUCCACUGCCUUUCAAGAUUUAUUUGGUAAUCAUGUCUACUGGCUCCAGCUGAUCAAGCGGCCUAGACUUGUUGGCAACUCUGUUCUGUGGAACGAUGUGUACCAGGAGCUUCAGCCAACGCGAAUCGAUACCGUUCCGGGCAAAUGCGAAAUCAAGUUUCGAACAUUUUUACAUGGAAAUGUCAUCACCAAAUACUACAAACCGGUCAAGUUGAGUCAAAAAGCGAAUGACGCCAUCGAUAACUACCCAUUUGCCGCCUGGACACCACUGAUCACAGUCUCAAGCGAAACGAUUCACGUUUUAAAGCUCGCUCGCAUCACGGGGAUCGACGAUCCAAUGCUGCCACUCAUUCCAGAACUGAUCAUUUCUUGACAGUUGUUCUUAAUAUCUCACCCGGUUGUAAAAAUGUGGAUAUUAAACGGAUGAUUUCG